Physella acuta is the source of this 1858-nucleotide messenger RNA. RefSeq names its product sodium-dependent glucose transporter 1. The record is from RefSeq and is a predicted model, not a curated record. Gene Ontology annotation, molecular function: D-glucose transmembrane transporter activity. NCBI's taxonomy places the organism in Eukaryota, Metazoa, Mollusca, Gastropoda, Physidae.
GUAUACACAUAUCUCUACUGCAAGUGUGAAGGUACACCAUGUAAUCAGCUGAAAGAUAAAAGUGAUUUGAUAACACAAUGGAAGAAAUAUUAAAUACGGAGCUCUCUGAUAUUCAGUUAAAAAGACCCAGUAUUGUGGCACGGCUAAAGAGCGAUAAAACCUACAGAUGGAGGGUUAUGCAAUCUUGUCUGCUUUCCUUGACAAGUUUCACUUUGGGUAUUAUAAUUGGUCAACAGGGGCCAACAUUUUUGGACCUGCAGAUUAUCACAGGGACUGAUGUGGAAAUGGCCUCUUAUUUCUUCACCUCGUCUGCAUUUGGUUACAUGGUUGGAUCUUUCAUCAGUGGCUUUUUCCAUGGAAAGGUAAAAAGCAAUCUGACCAUGGCCAGUGCCAGCGCAGGUGCCGGCAUAUUGUCUAUCAUCACGCCGUACUGUUCACCUUUUGUCCUGAUGCUAAUGAUAAGGUUGUUUACCAACACGUGUCUGGGAGCUAUAGAUUCACUUGUGAAUGCUGAGCAGAUACGUAUUUGGGGAAGUGAAGCUCAGCCUCUACUGCAAGCUACACUUUUUACAAUAUCUCUCGGAGGCGUAGUGGCAACGUUGUUUACAGAGCCCUUCCUAGCAGAGAAAGAAACAGGGAACAGUACCAAUAGAACAGAUGGUGAACUUACAAUUUUUAUGAACUCAACAAGUCAGUGGAAGCAAGAAAAUACAUCCAACAUGACAUGGUUAGCUACCAAUGGUACCAUGUUGGUAAAAGCAAGAACUACAAAUGUUCAUUAUGCAUUUCUUAUAGCUGGCAUAAUUGCUAUACUAACUUCUUUUCCUUUUAUAUAUCUAAGCAUUGUAGAAAAAUCCACAGAAAACAAAUCUGAAGAGAAAUACACUCAAAGGGGUCAAAUUAGAAAGCUACCUAAACAUUUGAAUAUCUUUGUUAUUCUUAUGACAUGUUUCUUCUUUCUAGUCUAUUGCUGUAUCGAAGUUUCAUUCCCAACAUUCCUUAUGACUUUUGUUGUUUCUGAAUAUGUUGAAGUCUCCAAGUCGAAAGGGACUUAUAUAACAACUUUCUUCUGGGCUUCAUUGGCAGUAGGCAGAUUUGUCAGCUUUUUUAUGUCCAAAUAUAUCACAGCUGUUAAAUUAGUUGGUUUAUCUUCAUUUUUCUUAAUGAUAGCGUUUUUAGGUUUCACAAUAAGUGCGUUUUUUGCACAAAUUGACGCGAUCACAGUUUUUUCUGGCAUGGCUGGUGUUUCCAUGUCUGCUGUUUUUGCUGCUGGGUUUUCAUGGGCAGAAUCUGAACUGCUUAAAGUUACUGGUUGGGUUUCGUCUUUCAUUCUUAUAGCAGAUUCUAUGGGCUUGAUGAUCAAUCCACUCAUUAUUGGCUACCUCAUGGAAGAAGUUUCCAACAUGUGGUUCUGUUAUGUUUUGUUGAGCCAAACUUUGUUGCUGUGUUGUAUUUUCCUAUUUCUCCUGUUAUUUAACAGAUUUUAUCUUAACAAAGUUUAUGGAAAAGUUGGAGAUAGCAGAAAUUUAGAGACAAUCGUGGAAACAAUACUACAUGACACAGAUACAUUUUUAGAAACUGAUAUGAAAACGUAGCAUUUUGAAAAUAUCAGUUUAACGGUCUACAAAUUGAGAAACGUGUAAGAGAACCAGGGGUUCUCCAGAUAUUUCUCUACCGCAUCACUGCCUGAAAGAACCUCCGAAGAGCGUGUAAAUCAGCAAGUAUUUUUUAACUUGCAUAAUUUAUACUUGUUUUUUAAUAAGGAAAACGUACACUUAAGGCAGAACAAAAUUAAUAUAAGCUAUGAACUCUUUGUUGCAAUACUUUUUAAUAUUUUUUAUAACACAUUUUUGGAAAU